UACAGGUUUUUUAAUGGGUUAAAAUUGAACGGUAACCCCGCCUGCGCUAUCAGUCUACAUUGGUGGGGCACCAGUGAUAAAUGAUAGGUGAGGAUGAAGGCAAUUCAGAUGGCUCAUCGUGAAGAAUUUGACAAGAAUUAAUCACGAUAGUUUCCAGGGGGAACCGUGUGGAUGUCGACCUGAUAGGAUAUAUUGCCAGCAAUGGAGCUAUUAUUGUCCAAGCAUAACUAUAUAACAUUUCUAUGUUAUGAAAAAAAAAGUAACUGGUAUGGCCAUGAUUGAAGUCUGCGAUCUUUAUUUGGAACAAAAUCUUAGAUUAUUAUCAAAGAACUCGUAUCUUCCAACCUAUAUUUUGUAAGAAAGGAAUAUUUAUUUAGUGUUUAAUUCUACACUUAAUGAGAAAAGAUUGAUUUUUGUUUAUAAUAAUUAAGAUUGAGUUAUUGACCACCAGCGGUUACACAUUAAGUGGUGGCCAAUUUUGCACUAAGUAUUGAUCCGAGUCUUGCUAAAUCUAGUGUGCAACGGUUUCCUUCAUUAUAAAAAUCAUGUCUAAAUACGAAUCUAAAAAUAAGACAAAAUUUACAAGGGGAGAAAAAUGUCUGUUUAUUCAUAUUACAAUAACAUUUACACUGAUUAUUAUAUUACUGAUUGUGUUUUUUGUUCAUUUGUGCCUGGUCGGUCACAAAGGUAACGAAGUAUUUAAAAUAUCACAAAGACAUGCCGCCACAGAUAAACCAAGUCACAAAUUGGGAUUAGAAGGCGUAGGCGUUGUUUACUUGAACAUAACGCCAGUUAGGAUUAUUUGCGUUUCACUUCUUCUCCGAGACAGAUGGUCAGUGGCUCCUGGUCACUGUGUCUCUAUUCGAACUGAACCAGAAAUAGCGAACUUGCUGCAGGCCUGGAAAAUUCGUUAUAGGACAAACGCCUAUAAAGACAUAGAGACUGAUAUCAAAACAAGUUUAGUUCAUCCCCAUUUUAAUAGAGAUGAUUUCAAUAACAAUAUAGGACUAUUUGAGCACAAAUCAGCGAUAAUAUUGUCAUUUUACGAAUCAGUUCAUAGUUUUGUUGCACUAAACAAUAAAAUAUCCUUUACGAAUACGCCCAAGUAUAUGAAGAUUGUCACUUGGGAUCUCCAGCCUUCUCAACAAAAGGGAGAUUACAGAAGUAUCAUAAUGAACACUAACAUUGUGAAAGGUAUGUCACUCGAACAAUGUAGGCAAACGAUGUCUCCCAUAGUCGAACUGCGGAACAACGAGUUUUGUGUAAUGAUCGACCGAAAAAGCAAGACAGUAAUUGUUCCAGGAGCCGUAAUAUUUAUAAAUUCGAAAGUACUGGGAUUCUUUUCCUGGGGUCCUAAACAAGCUAGAGAAGAACCGAUUGUCAUAUUAAAUAUUUUUUUCUAUAGGGCUUGGUUAAAAUAUACGAUUUUAAAAUAAUUUUUCGAUGCAAAGUAUUUACUUAUGAUUUUUGGAUGAUUUGUUGAUGAGUCUUAUAAUUAGCAGAGAAAAUAAUAUUCGCUUAUAUGUAUGCGCCAGAUUUAAAAUCACGACUUAGGGUUUA
Galleria mellonella (greater wax moth) is the source of this 1560-nucleotide messenger RNA. RefSeq lists its product as uncharacterized. Gene Ontology annotation, biological process: proteolysis. The record is from RefSeq and is a predicted model, not a curated record. Gene Ontology annotation, molecular function: serine-type endopeptidase activity. The coding region runs from base 546 to 1436 and encodes 296 amino acids. The transcript is spliced from 6 exons. Lineage: Eukaryota; Metazoa; Arthropoda; Insecta; Lepidoptera; Pyralidae.